This is a messenger RNA of Ochlerotatus camptorhynchus, 1015 nucleotides long. Its product is annotated as coiled-coil domain-containing protein 137. The record is from RefSeq and is a predicted model, not a curated record. The transcript is spliced from 3 exons. Bases 34 to 993 code for a protein of 319 amino acids. Gene Ontology annotation, cellular component: nucleus. Lineage: Eukaryota; Metazoa; Arthropoda; Insecta; Diptera; Culicidae.
CACAGUGCACGAUCACCUAUCAUCAGUAGCAGCAUGGCCGUGUUCGGUCCGAAUAAACGCCGGAAAAUCCCGGUUCCCAAGCGACACGGUGUCCGUGAUCCGCUGAAGAAACUUGCCGAGAAAGAAGCUGCCAUCAAGGACAAAAUCAACAACCCGCCAAAGGAACGGGACUGCCAGGAGGUUUCCAAUCGGUUCAAGCACUUCGUCCAGCUCAAGGAACAAACCAAAAGUCACACACUGAACAAGACCCGCAGCCCGCAACGGAAGAAGCGUGAUCCGAAGCGAAGCAAACUGCAGGUCGGAGACAGUGUUGUUCAGCAGCAGCCGAAAGAACCGGAAGAAGCGUUCCUGGCCCGUGCCAGCAAAUUGCAACAGGAUCGAGAGACAGAGGCAAAAUUUUCCGCCAAGUACAACGUCGAAAUCGAGCGGGAUGAAUCGACCGGGGCGGUCCGGUUGAAGAAGAAAAAGACCCACGAGAUUGAUGAGCUGCUGAAACGGAAAGCCGAAGAGUCCAAAGGAUUCAAGAAGAAGAAAAAGCAAAAAGAAAUAAAAAAGAAGCUCACUCUAACAGAUAAGAAAGCCAUGAAAAAGCAAAAAAUCGAAGAUAAGAAACGGAAGGAAGAAGAUAACCUGCUGCAGGAGUUUCAGAUGGAUAACGUUGCGUUCGGCGAAGUAGUACACGGUCCGCCGAACUUGAAGACGAAACCAAGGCUUGCGGAUAAACUGGCAGGAGCGCCGAGGCCCGGUAAGAAACGGUUGUUACUCCAUGCCCUUCUGGAUAAGGCCAAGGACGAAGUAGACGAAGAAGAAGAUGCUGAACCCCAGAAAAAGAAAUCGAAAAAGAAGGCCCAACCACAGCAGCAGAAGGUGGACCUGAAGGGAAAGCGCAAAAAUCUUCCAGUUAGCACCAGGAUGAAGCUGGAACGGGAACAGCAAAGUGUGAUCGAAAUGUACCGGCAAAUGAAGAAGGUCAAACAGGAUUCAUUGAAAUAAAUUGGGUUUCUUUCUGGUUAAA